This is a messenger RNA of Trichosurus vulpecula (common brushtail), 8443 nucleotides long. It is a transcript of the gene CIT, whose product is annotated as citron rho-interacting serine/threonine kinase. Gene Ontology annotation, biological process: mitotic cytokinesis; actomyosin structure organization; peptidyl-threonine phosphorylation. Bases 75 to 6242 code for a protein of 2055 amino acids. The transcript has 48 exons. Lineage: Eukaryota; Metazoa; Chordata; Mammalia; Diprotodontia; Phalangeridae. Gene Ontology annotation, cellular component: cytoplasm; cytoskeleton. Gene Ontology annotation, molecular function: protein serine/threonine kinase activity; ATP binding. The record is from RefSeq and is a predicted model, not a curated record.
AGAGGAGGGUGGGGUUGGUGCUGUGCGGUGCGGUGCCUUGCGGUCCGGCGAGGCGGGGGAGUGCGUGGACAGAGAUGCUGAAGUUUAAGUAUGGCGUGCGCAGCCCAUUGGCCCCAAGUGCACAGGAGCCCAUCAGUAGCCGGGCCUCCAGACUGAAUCAUCUUUUCCAGGGUAAAACACCCUUCAUGACUCAACAGCAGAUGUCUCCUCUCUCCCGUGAAGGGAUACUGGAUGCCCUUUUUGUUUUCUUUGAAGAGUGCAGCAGUCCUGCCCUAAUGAAGAUUAAGCAUGUGAGCAACUUUGUCAGAAAGUAUUCGGAGACCAUCGCUGAAUUACGGGAACUCCAGCCUGGCCUGAAGGACUUUGAAGUAAAAAGUCUGGUGGGCUGUGGUCACUUUGCUGAAGUACAGGUAGUGAGGGAAAAAGUCACUGGGGACAUCUUUGCCAUGAAAGUGAUGAAGAAGAGGUCUUUGUUGGCGCAAGAAGAGGUUUUGUUUUUUGAUGAAGAACGAAGCAUAUUAUCUCGGAGUACAAGUCCUUGGAUCCCUCAGUUACACUACGCAUUUCAGGACAAAGAGAAUCUUUAUCUGGUCAUGGAAUAUCUGCCUGGAGGGGACCUGGUAUCACUCUUGAAUCGGUAUGAGGAUCACUUAGAUGAAAACAUGGUGGAGUUUUAUCUUGCUGAACUGGUAUUGGCCAUUCACAGUGUUCAUCAGAUGGGCUAUGUCCAUCGAGACAUCAAACCAGAAAACAUUCUUAUUGACCGAACAGGACAUAUUAAGCUGGUGGACUUUGGAACAGCUGCCAAAAUGACUACAAAUAACAUGGUGAACUCCAAGCUUCCUAUUGGGACACCCGAUUACAUGGCACCAGAAGUCCUGACAGUGAUGAAUGGAGAUGGAAAGGGCUUUCAUGGGCCUGAAUGUGACUGGUGGUCAUUGGGCGUCAUUGCUUAUGAAAUGGUUUAUGGAAGAUCACCUUUUACUGAGGGAACCACAGCAAAAACUUUUAAUAAUAUCAUGAAUUUCCAGCGGUUUCUGAAGUUCCCAGAUAGCCCCAAAGUUAGCAGUGAAUUUCUCGAUCUGAUUCAGAGUCUGCUGUGUGGACCAAAAGAAAGGCUGAAUUAUGAGGGUCUUUGUUGCCAUCCAUUUUUCUCAAAAAUUGAUUGGAAUAACAUUCGUAACUCUCCUCCCCCCUUCGUUCCCACCCUCAAGUCUGAUGAUGACACCUCUAAUUUUGAUGAACCAGAGAGGAAUUCGCGGGCUUUACCUUUUCCGGGCCAGUUGAACCCUGGAGGUUUCUCUGGUGAAGAUUUGCCUUUUGUGGGGUUUUCGUUCAGCAAAGCACUGGGGAUCCUUGGUAGAGCAGAGUCUGUUGUAUCAGGUUUGGACUCUCCUGCCAAGAUUAGCUCCAUGGAAAAGAAACUUCUUAUCAAGAGCAAAGAGCUACAAGACACUCAGGACAAGUGUCACAAGAUGGAGCAGGAAAUGACACGGUUGCACCGGAGAGUGUCUGAGGUGGAGGCCGUGCUUAGUCAAAAGGAGGUGGAGCUGAAGGCCUCUGAAACCCAGAGAUCCCUCCUGGAGCAGGACCUGGCUACUUACAUCACAGAAUGCAGUAGUCUAAAGCGAAGUUUGGAGCAGGCCCGGAUGGAAGUGUCUCAGGAGGAUGACAAGGCAUUGCAGCUUCUCCACGAUAUCCGAGAGCAGAGUCGAAAGCUGCAAGAGAUCAAAGAACAGGAGUAUCAGGCCCAAGUAGAAGAGAUGAGGUUGAUGAUGAAUCAGUUGGAGGAGGACCUUGUUUCUGCCAGAAGACGUAGUGAUCUCUAUGAAUCCGAGUUGAGAGAGUCUCGGUUAGCAGCUGAAGAAUUCAAACGCAAAGCCACAGAAUGUCAGAAUAAAUUGAUGAAGGCUAAAGAUCAAGGGAAGGUUGAAGUAGGAGAACUAUAUUCCAAACUGGAAAAGGUGAAUGCUGAACAGCAGCUCAAAAUCCAGGAGCUACAAGAGAAGCUGGCCAAGGCUGUGAAAGCCAGCUCUGAGGCAACUGAACUGCUUCAGAAUAUUCGUCAGGCCAAGGAGCGAGCUGAGAGGGAGCUGGAGAAGCUGCAGAACCGAGAAGACUCCUCUGAAGGCAUGAGAAAGAAGUUGUUUGAGGCGGAGGAACGACGCCAUUCUCUGGAGAACCAAGUAAAGAGGCUAGAGACUGUGGAACGCAGAGAAAACAGACUGAAGGAUGAUAUCCAGACUAAAUCACAACAGAUUCAACAGAUGGCUGAUAAAAUUCUGGAGCUGGAGGAGAAGCACCGGGAGGCUCAGGUCUCAGCCCAGCACCUAGAGGUGCAUCUGAAACAAAAAGAGCAACUCUACGAGGAAAAAAUUAAAGUGCUGGACAAUCAGAUAAAGAAAGAUCUUGCUGACAAGGAAACCCUCGAGAAUAUGAUGCAAAGACAUGAGGAAGAAGCUCAUGAAAAAAGCAAGAUUCUCAGUGAGCAGAAGGCGAUGAUCAAUGCUAUGGAUUCCAAGAUCAGGUCUCUGGAACAGAGGAUAGUGGAGUUGUCAGAAGCAAAUAAAUUGGCAGCAAAUAGCAGCCUUUUUACCCAACGGAACAUGAAAGCCCAAGAAGAGAUGAUUUCAGAGCUCAGACAGCAGAAGUUUUAUCUGGAAACACAAGCUGGGAAAUUGGAAGCUCAGAAUCGAAAGCUGGAAGAACAGUUGGAAAAAAUCAGUCAUCAAGACCAUAGUGACAAGAGUCGCCUUUUAGAGCUGGAGACGAGGCUGAGGGAGGUUAGUCUAGAGCACGAAGAACAGAAGUUGGAACUUAAACGCCAGCUCACCGAACUGCAGCUCUCCCUCCAGGAGAGAGAAUCUCAGCUUUCAGCAUUGCAGUCUGCCCGUACUGCCUUGGAGAAUCAGCUCCGCCAGGCGAAAACUGAGCUGGAGGAGACGACGGCAGAAGCGGAGGAGGAGAUCCAGGCCCUCACGGCACAUAGAGAUGAAAUCCAGCGUAAAUUUGAAGCCCUUCGUAAUAGCUGCACAGUGAUAACAGACUUGGAAGAGCAACUGAACCAGUUGACUGAGGACAACGCAGAGCUGAACAACCAAAACUUCUACUUGUCCAAGCAGCUGGAUGAGGCUUCUGGCGCCACGGAUGAGCUGGUACAGCUGCGCAGUGAGGUGGACCAUCUCCGCCGGGAAAUCACUGAGAGGGAGAUGCAGCUCACCAGCCAGAAACAAACAAUGGAAGCCUUGAAGACCACUUGUACAAUGCUAGAAGAGCAAGUGAUGGAUUUAGAGGCCCUGAAUGAUGAGCUUCUGGAGAAGGAACGUCAGUGGGAGGCCUGGCGGAGUGUUCUUGGUGAUGAGAAGUCCCAGUUUGAGUGUCGGGUCCGAGAGUUACAGAGAAUGUUGGAUACUGAGAAGCAGAGCAGAGUAAGAGCCGAUCAGCGUAUUACGGAGUCUCGUCAGGUGGUGGAGCUGGCCGUGAAGGAACACAAAGCUGAGAUCCUGGCUCUGCAGCAGGCCCUGAAGGAGCAGAAGCUGAAGGCUGAGAGCCUCUCAGAUAAGCUCAAUGACCUGGAGAAGAAGCACGCCAUGCUGGAAAUGAAUGCCCGAAGUUUACAGCAGAAACUGGAAACUGAGCGAGAGCUGAAACAGAGGCUCCUGGAAGAGCAAGCAAAACUGCAGCAACAAAUGGACUUGCAGAAGAAUCACAUCUUCCGUUUGACUCAAGGACUCCAAGAGGCUCUAGAUCGAGCUGACCUGCUCAAGACAGAGAGGAGUGAUCUGGAAUAUCAGCUAGAAAAUAUUCAGGUCCUUUAUUCUCAUGAAAAAGUGAAAAUGGAAGGCACCAUUUCCCAGCAAACCAAGCUCAUUGAUUUUCUGCAGGCUAAGAUGGACCAACCGGCUAAGAAGAAAAAGGUUCCUCUGCAGUACAAUGAGCUGAAGGCGGCCCUGGAGAAGGAGAAGGCCCGCUGUGCAGAGCUGGAGGAGGCGCUGCAGAAAACUCGGAGUGAGCUGCGAUCGGCUCGAGAAGAAGCUGCCCAUCGUAAAGCAUCAGAUCAUCCCCACCCAUCCACUCCAGCCACUGCUCGGCAGCAGAUCGUCAUGUCUGCAAUCGUUAGGUCCCCGGAGCACCAGCCCAACCCAAUAAGUUUGCUGGCUCCACCUUCCAGUCGGAGAAAAGAGUCCUCCACACCAGAAGAGUUUAAUCGGCGUCUAAAAGAGCGAAUGCACCACAAUAUCCCCCAUAGAUUCAAUGUGGGACUGAACAUGAGAGCAACAAAGUGUGCAGUGUGUCUGGAUACUGUGCACUUUGGACGUCAGGCAUCCAAAUGUCUUGAAUGCCAGGUAAUGUGCCACCCCAAAUGUUCAACAUGCCUGCCAGCUACCUGUGGUCUGCCUGCUGAGUACGCCACACACUUCAGCGAAGCCUUCUGCCGGGACAAAAUGAACUCCCCGGGACUGCAGCUCAAGGAGCCAAGCACUAAUUUACGUCUGGAAGGAUGGAUGAAGGUGCCAAGAAAUAACAAACGAGGACAACAAGGCUGGGAUAGGAAAUACAUCGUCCUGGAGGGAUCUAAAGUGCUCAUCUAUGACAGUGAAGCCAGAGAAGCUGGACAGAGGCCGGUGGAAGAAUUUGAGCUGUGCCUUCCUGAUGGGGAUGUCUCCAUUCAUGGAGCUGUGGGAGCUUCUGAACUUGCAAAUACAGCUAAAACGGAUGUGCCAUACAUAAUGAAGAUGGAGUCUCACCCACACACCACUUGCUGGCCUGGGAGGACACUCUACUUGCUCGCCCCCAGCUUCCCAGAGAAGCAGCGCUGGGUCACUGCCUUAGAGUCAGUUGUCGCAGGUGGGAGAGUUUCUAGGGAAAAAGCAGAGGCUGAUGCUAAGCUGCUUGGGAACUCCCUGCUGAAGCUGGAAGGGGAUGAUCGCCUGGACAUCAACUGCACCCUGCCCUUCAGCGACCAGGUGGUGCUGGUCGGGGCCGAGGAAGGGCUUUAUGCCCUGAAUGUCUUGAAGAAUUCCCUGACCCACAUCCCAGGGGUGGGUGCUGUCUUCCAAAUCCACAUCAUCAAGGACCUGGAGAAGCUCCUCAUGAUCGCAGGAGAAGAGAGAGCCUUGUGCCUCGUUGAUGUGAAGAAAGUCAAGCAGUCCCUAGCACAGUCCCACCUCCCUGCCCAGCCAGACAUCACGCCCAGCGUCUUUGAAGCCGUCAAAGGCUGUCAUCUGUUUGCGGCCGGCAAGAUUGAGAAUGGACUUUGUAUCUGUGCUGCCAUGCCUAAUAAAGUUGUCGUUCUCCGAUACAAUGAAAACCUCAGCAAGUACUGCAUCAGGAAAGAGAUAGAAACCUCUGAGCCCUGUAGUUGUAUACAUUUCACUAACUAUAGUAUCAUCAUUGGGACAAACAAAUUCUAUGAAAUUGAAAUGAAGCAGUACACACUGGAGGAGUUUCUGGACAAAAAUGACCAUUCCUUGGCGCCCGCAGUGUUUGCUUCUUCCUCCAACAGUUUCCCAGUCACUAUUGUACAGGUGAACAGUGCAAGCCAGAGAGAAGAAUACCUGCUCUGUUUCCAUGAAUUUGGUGUAUUUGUGGACUCUUAUGGAAGACGAAGCCGCACAGAUGAUCUGAGAUGGAGUCGCUUGCCUUUGGCCUUUGCCUACAGAGAGCCCUAUCUGUUUGUGACACACUUCAACUCUCUUGAAGUGAUUGAGAUCCAGGCCCGUUCUUCUUUGGGAACUCCCGCACGUGCUCAUUUAGAAAUUCCAAAUCCUCGUUAUUUGGGACCAGCAAUUUCAUCAGGAGCGAUUUACUUGGCAUCUUCCUACCAGGACAAAUUAAGAGUCAUCUGCUGCAAAGGAAACCUGGUUAAGGAGUCUGGUGGUGAACACCCCAGAGGGGCCUCCACCUCUCGCAGCAGUCCCAACAAGAGAGGCCCCCCCACCUACAACGAGCACAUCACCAAAAGGGUGGCCUCCAGCCCGGCACCCCCUGAAGGUCCUAGUCACCCACGAGAACCAAGCACACCCCACCGCUACCGAGAAGGCAGAACCGAGCUGCGAAGGGAUAAGUCUCCUGGCCGGCCUCUGGAGAGGGAGAAGUCUCCAGGGCGUGUGCUGAGCACCAGGAGGGAGAGGUCUCCCGGAAGACUGUUUGAUGAAAGCAGCAGGGGUCGACUGCCUGUUGGAGCCGUGAGGACACCGCUGUCCCAGGUUAAUAAGGUCUGGGACCAGUCUUCAGUGUAGUUCUCAACUAGCAACAAACAAAACACAAGAUGGACUCCUCAUCUUCACCUGCAGGACAAGCUACAUCAGGGCUCUGAGCGGGUGAUACAGCUACCCCCGGGAGCCCUGGGCCCCUCUGAGCCAGCACUCCUCAGCAAAGACAAUGGAGGAGGCCCGGCUGAGGCCAGGAGGGGCACCGGCUAGCUGGCCACAGUCUCUUCCCCACCCCUUCCUGGGUCAUCCCUGCACUUUGUGCGACUGCUACUCUUUCAAGCUCUUCAUAAACUUCUGUACCAAGGACAAGGAAGAUGUGGACCCUCGUGGGCAUGAUUGGAACUCUGAUUUACUAGCUACAUCAUCAUAAGUUAAAAAAAGACAAUGGAAUCCUUGAGAGAUGUGAACAGAAGUGACCUUCCCGUUGAAGUUGUCUCUUCUAGCUCGACUGCAGCGUUGGGUCUUUACAACCAAAACGUAGAGUAGAACCCACAGCCCCAUCCCGUUUGCUUCCCUUCUGUUGACAGCCAUCCUCAGCCCUGGCCCUGACACUCCAUUCAUCGCCUCUCCCCACUCCACCCAGCUUAGAAUGUCCCCAUGUUUGUGGGCCUCCCCUUGAGGGCAGGACUCCAGGCCCAGGAGCUCGUGGAGCUUUGAGCGGUUUCUUCUCGGGACCGCCAGCCCUGCUUUCACGUGGCUCUGGCCAGCCAUGCAUGUGGUAGACUUGCUCUGAGCCCAGCAUCCCCGGGGCGGCCAGGAGCCGCUGUCCAGGCCCCCUGCAUGCUGCCGCACCAUCAGCCUGGCUCAUCUCUUGGUUGCUACGCUAAGUAUCGUAUCAUCAUUCCUAUGUAAACAAGCGAAUUAAGACCUUUGGAUGACUUGCCGACUUACUGGCCAUGACUGAGCUGCAGUCUGUAGCACUAGGAAAAACGCUACAAGCCUUAUUAUUCUGAUGAGAGAAGGAUUUCAGCAAAUCACCGCCUAGAAAACUUGAAUGUGACCCCCUCUGUGUGUCCCCUCCUGUGCUUUCCUUCUCAGUAACCUGAAUCAUGACUCUGUGCGCCCACAUACCCGCUCCUUAGAAACUGGGACUCUUUUCAGGGCCUUUCCCUCGGGCCAAGCCCGUGAUCAGGAAACCCCACGUUGAGGCUGUGUUCCUUAGGUGCAGUGUGUUCUUGUCUUGCUUUCUCCUUGUCUGUUAAUUAAGAGGGUGAGCUCCCUAGCCUUGGAGAACCUAGAUAAUCAAGUGCUUCUGCAGCCGGCAGGUUCCCUGGCAGCCUCAAUUCUGGCUUCCCCUGCUCUGCUGUGACUUUGAAUCAGCAUCUGCCAACAAUCAAGGCACAGUGAUGACCAUCGUGGCCGGCUGGUGUGAAUUGUGAAUUGGUUUCAGCCACAGUCAGAGCAAAAAAAUAGCUGCUCACUUCUUAGGGAUCUAGUGUAGCUUAAUCUCCAGUUUGCCCUCCGGCCCGGGUCCUCUGGUCCUCCCUGUUUGUCUCCUCCCUCCAGCUCAUGUGUUUCAGAUUUCUGGGAAACUCAUAGUCAUCUGGACCUCUGGCAAAUGUCUUGACUGGUGUGGCUUUUGUGUUGUCAAAAGUUUUGGGUUUUGUUUGUUGUUUCUUUUCUUUUCUUUUUCUUAUACUUUAACUCCCCACUGAGAGCAGAAGAUUUGACUGAAAAUUUGCUGAAGUUUUGCCUCUUGGUCCACAAGUAUUUUGAAAGGUCAUUGAAAUUGGUCUUUCAGUCUUCGCAUUUCAUUUAGAUCUCCAUGAGAAAUGGGCUUCUCAAGUCCUAAAAAGUGUAUAUCUUGUGUCUCAUUUGUGAAAUGCUUCCUCCUACCGGAAUAGCUCAAAAGACUGUACAUAUUUACAAGAAACUUUAUAUUCGUAAAAAAAACAACAAAGGAAAUUGAAUUGGUUUCUACUUUUUUAUUGUAAAAGGUGCAUUUUUCAACACUAACUUUUAGUUUUGGUGGUGGUGGUUGUGGAUAGCCAUCAGAUCAGAGGGUGGGAGCUCUCUGUGAGACCACCAAGAUCCCAGAAAGAAAUAUGGUCACAUGAAAUUGCACUUAGAUGCUUCUAAGUUAUUAUGGUUCUAGGUAUCCAAAAGUACAGCUUUUUCUUCAUUACCUUUUUUAUUCUUGACAAGGAAAGGAAUAUAAGGUAUAAUUCAGGAUCCAUCCUGAAAGAAAUGGACUUUGUUGUUGAACAAUAAAUAAUCAGUUAAAGCAA